Pezoporus occidentalis (night parrot) is the source of this 2228-nucleotide messenger RNA. It is a transcript of the gene FAR1, whose product is annotated as fatty acyl-CoA reductase 1. The transcript is spliced from 12 exons. NCBI's taxonomy places the organism in Eukaryota, Metazoa, Chordata, Aves, Psittaciformes, Psittacidae. Gene Ontology annotation, biological process: long-chain fatty-acyl-CoA metabolic process. Gene Ontology annotation, molecular function: alcohol-forming very long-chain fatty acyl-CoA reductase (NADP+) activity. The coding region runs from base 64 to 1611 and encodes 515 amino acids. The record is from RefSeq and is a predicted model, not a curated record. Gene Ontology annotation, cellular component: peroxisome.
UUCUUCAGCACCGCUGCCCGAGCCCCUCAGAGCAGCGGGGUACGCCGCCUGGAGCAGGUCAUAAUGGUUUCCAUCCCCAAAUACUAUGAAGGAAAGAACAUCCUCCUGACAGGAGCUACAGGCUUCAUGGGAAAAGUGCUUCUGGAAAAGCUGCUCAGAUCCUGUCCUAAAGUGAAAGCAGUGUAUGUCUUGAUAAGACCCAAAGCAGGGCAGACAGCUGAAGCACGAGUAGAAGAAAUUACGAGCUGUAAGCUCUUCGACAGGUUGAGAGAUGAGCAACCAGACUUCAGAGCAAAAAUAAUUGUUAUUGAGAGUGAUCUUACACAGCCUGAACUGGACCUCAGUGAACCAAUCAAGGAAGAACUUAUAGAAUGCAUUAAUAUUAUAUUUCAUUGCGCUGCUACAGUCAGAUUCAAUGAAACACUAAGAGAUGCUGUUAAGUUAAAUGUGACUGCCACACAAGAGCUCCUCUUCUUGGCACAGCGAAUGAAGACUCUGGAGGUGUUCAUACAUGUUUCAACUGCAUAUGCAUAUUGCAAUCGAAAACAGAUUGAGGAAGUAGUAUAUCCACCUCCUGUUGAUCCCAGGAAACUGAUGGAUUCUCUUGAAUGGAUGGAUGAUGGCCUGGUGAAUGAUAUUACUCCAAAACUGAUAGGUGACAGACCCAAUACUUACAUAUAUACAAAAGCCUUGGCUGAAUAUGUAGUACAACAAGAAGGUGCAAAAUUAAACACAGCCAUUAUAAGGCCAUCUAUUGUUGGUGCUAGCUGGAAGGAGCCUUUUCCUGGAUGGAUUGAUAGCUUCAAUGGACCUAGUGGUGUCAUCAUUGCUGCAGGAAAGGGAAUUCUUCGAACAAUGAGAGCUUCCAACAAUGCGCUAGCAGAUCUUGUUCCAGUAGAUGUAGCUGUUAAUAUGACACUGGCCGCAGCCUGGUAUUCUGGAGUUAAUAGACCGAGAAAUGUCAUGGUAUAUAACUGUACAACAGGUGGCACCAAUCCUUUCCACUGGGGUGAAGUUGAAUACCAUGUAAUUUCUACUUUCAAGAGGAAUCCUCUCGAACAGGCCUUCAGACGGCCCAAUGUAAAUCUAACUUCCAAUCACCUUUUAUAUCAUUACUGGAUUGCUGUAAGCCAUAAGGCCCCAGCAUUCCUGUAUGAUAUCUACCUCAGGAUUACUGGAAGAAGCCCAAGGAUGAUGAAAACAAUAACACGUCUUCAUAAGGCCAUGAUGUUGUUAGAAUACUUUACAAGCAAUUCUUGGAUUUGGAAUACUGAAAAUAUGACUAUGCUAAUGAACCAGCUGAGCCCUGAAGACAAAAAGGUGUUUAAUUUUGAUGUUCGACAGCUACAUUGGGCAGAAUACAUGGAAAAUUACUGCAUGGGAACAAAGAAAUACGUGCUGAAUGAAGAAAUGUCUGGCCUUCCCGCAGCUAGGAAACAUUUGAACAAGUUAAGAAAUAUACGUUACGGCUUCAAUACAAUUCUUGUGAUCCUGAUCUGGCGUAUAUUUAUUGCAAGAUCACAAAUGGCACGAAAUAUCUGGUACUUUGUGGUUAGUCUGUGUUACAAGUUCCUCUCGUACUUCAGAGCCUCCAGUACUAUGAGAUACUGAAGAAGAGAAUUUAGCAUUAGGACAUCUAUGCAUAUGGUGGUCUAACUGCACAAAGCCUGUAACAUGUAGUCAUCUCACAUUUUGUAAAAGCGUAAUGUCAUCUUACAUUGACGUACAAAAUAUACAGUAUGGUAUAUGUAAUGUUAGUUGUGUGUCUUCCUGGAAACAGAAUAAAAUGGUCAAGUGCCAGGAUGAAUUGGCAUUAGGCAAAUGUUUAAAUAACUUUAACUCUUUGACCUGGGGAAACAUUUUAAACCGCUGACCAAUGUAACUGUGCAAUUUGGAACGUGUUUGUUUGAAAUCUGCCUUAACUUUUUUUUCUUUUAAGUUUUACUCCACAUUGAGCAAGAUAAAUAUUGUGACUUAGUAGUUGUUAGUUUCUGUAAACCUGUUUAUUUGAAAUUCUUCUAAAUUACAAAGGGAUUUGGAAGUUGCAAAAUCAUAUAAAUGAUGGUAGAUCUCCUGGGGAAAAAAAUCUGAGGACUUUUGUAAUUUGCCUUUUUGCCACUUCUUCCCUUCUUAUCAAAGUAGGGAUGCAACAAUGGUGCCUACUUUGCUUUAAAAAAAAAAAACCAAAACAAAAAAACAGAAACAAAAAAAAACAAAAACCAAAACCU